ACACGCCUACCGUGAUUUUUGUUGAGUUCGCGAAGCAUGUAAACACUGUCAGUCCCUCGCUCACUUUUUCUAUCUGGCCGUCUAGAAUCGGGUCAUGAUGAUGAGGUCCUGCUGUAUUUACACUGUGGGUGUUCUGUCUAUUCUGCUGUUAAUCUGCGGAAUCGCGAUGGUUCUGUCACAAGUCUUUGAGAACCUAAUAAACAACAGGGUAAAACAGGAAAUCGUUCUGGUGAAUGGAACAGAUGCGUUCUCAGUUUGGCAAAACCCUCCACCGCCGGUUUACAUGCAGUUUUACUUUUUUAAUCUGACCAAUCCUGCAGAGGUUCUGGACGGGUCCAAACCCUCCGUCGUACAGAUCGGACCGUACACAUACAGGGAGUAUCGACCGAUGGAGGAAGUGACCUUUUUGGAUAACGGAACGAAAGUGGCAGCCAUUAAUCCAAAGACAUACGUGUUUGAGCCUAAUAUGUCACGUGGCUCAGAGGACGACAUCGUCCGAACCGUCAACAUACCUGCUGUGACAGUGAUGGAGAGAUUCAAAGAUGCUGUCAUCAUGAGUCGGAUUAUCCAUGACUUGAUGUUAUCAAAGGGAAUCGGUGUGUUUGGGACUUUUCGGGUGGGUGACCUGCUCUGGGGUUAUGAAGACCCUCUGCUCAAAGAUCUAAAGAAAUUUGUCCCAACCCUAGAUGACAACUUUGGACUUUUUUACAAGAAAAACGGCACCAGUGACGGAGAUUAUGAGUUUUUGACGGGGACGCAGAACUAUAAGGAUUUUGCUCGUAUAGACAAGUGGAACGGACAGAGUUCAUUAAACUGGUGGAGCACUGAUUCCUGUAACAUGAUCAAUGGAACUGAUGGAGCCUCCUUUCAUCCAGUCAUCACUAAGACGGAGAAACUCUUCAUAUUUUCUUCUGAUCUCUGCAGAUCUCUGUAUGCAGAGUAUGAAUCAGACGUGAGCGUACAAGGACUCCCCGGCUUUCGCUUCGUUCCUCCCAGUGAGGUUUUUGCCAAUAUCACCAUUAAUCCGGAUAACGCUGGGUUCUGUGUUCCUAACGGGACCUGUCUCAGUUCUGGUCUGCUCAACGUCAGCGUGUGUAAAGAAGGAGCUCCCAUCAUCAUGUCCUCCCCUCAUUUCUAUCAGGCUGAUGACAAAUACGUCCAGGAUGUUUUUGGAAUGAACCCCAGGAAGGAGGAACAUGAAACAGCCAUUGACGUAAACCCGCUCACUGGACUUCUACUCCAGGCUGCGAAGCGUCUUCAAGUGAAUGUCUAUCUGGAGAAGAUGUCUGCGUUCAGUCAAACAGCGAAUAUCAUGACGUUGGUCUAUCCAGUGAUGUACAUUAAUGAGAGUGUUGUUAUUGAUGAAGAAUCUGCAGAAAAGCUGAAAGUUGUUAUUACUGAGGCUAAAGUUGUCAUCAAUGUCCCCUUCAUCGUGAUUGCUCUUGGCAUCAUACUGGGUGUGGUCUUUAUAGUGAUCAUAUGCAAACAGAAAGUCCCAGAGAGCUCAGCAGAUGAACGUCAGCCCCUGAUCACAUCAUAAUCUCCAUGAGAAACAGCCCAAACUUCACCACGACUCACAUUUCUGUAGACUUUAAGGUAGAUUUCACAGCACACACAGCAAGAGUCUGGGCUUCAGUUCAGCCAUCACACAAAUCAAAGUCAAAAGUUUGACUGGUGUCACCUGGUCGAGUCAGAUUUGCCAUCAAUGAAGUUCUUUUAAAUGUGUUUUAUAUGACUGAACCAAGUCAAACCGGCUUAUUUUACAGUUUUAUUGUUGUGAUUUAACAUGUUAAACAUCACACAUCUAAUAAUGUUCUUAUACGAGUCUCUAUGUGUCUAAAAAAUCAUUUCAAAACUAAUGCAACAUUUAUUCUGCUUUAUAUAAGUGUGACUUAUGAGCCGGUGUUUGAAAAUCACUAAAUUCAUGUUUAUAUUCUGCUGCUGUGCGGAUUCUCACUACACUUAAUUUGAUGCCAUGAUGUAGAUUUGUAUUUGUUUUGUCAUGUAAAGUUUUCUUCUUUAAUGUUAAAGCAUUAACUCCUCAAAUGCAUCUGUAACAUUUUAACUCUAAAAGUUUGAUAUACAAGUUCUCAAACUAAACAUCUCACUGUAACUGUGUGUUUACAUCAGACGUGAAUAAAGCGAAUAAAUCAAACUAUUCGCGUGUAGUUGUACGCUUGAACACUUCAUUUGCGCGUGAAAUUCAGACGUGAAUACGCUCAAUUUGCUGGCUUUAGCUAGCUUGUAGUCUCAAUAUGUAUAUAUAGCUCUCAAAUUGAGUAAAGAGUGUUUCUUACAACUUGUCCGACCUCCUCACUCAAUUUCUUUUCUUUUAUUCCUAUUUUUAUAAAAGUACGAAGAAGUGUCGUACAGCUCUGGGUGUCCAUUGUUGUUGUUUCAUAUUUCUGUCUCAGCUCGCUACGCCGUUUGCACUCUGUGCUGCUCAAAGUGAUGCUCGGAGCUCCAUUCCUCUGUGGGUGUGCGAGGCUAUGCUUUUUAUUGGUUGUUGCGUUAAAUCUUACCCAGAUACAACAGUCCUAUUUUCUGAUUGGCUAUUGUGUAGCCUCUUUCUUUAUUUUUUGAUUGGCUGAUAGGACUCCAGGGGAGACGGGCUUGAUAGAGAGAGCGGUGCGGCCAGAUACAUUUUGAGCGCUGAAGCAUAUAAAAUAUAUGAUAAAUAGGUUUUAGUGUGGCCGGAGUGCAUGACUACAGACUGAAAGCACGGCUAUAAUCAGACCAGCCCUCGCAGCCUUAAAACACUACCGGCCCGCCGGGAAAAGUCCCGACUCUCCCGAUUGCCACUCCGCCACUGAUUGCAAGUUAUUUGCGUGAAUCGCGUCAUUUGCACCGCCUCAAUCGCACUCUAUCGCGUCUUUGCAUUGACUUAACAUGUAAAUCACUCGCACUUAACGCUUUAUUCGCGUCUGGUGUGAACGCAAGAGAAUAUUGAGAUCAAGUCUUUUAUCUGCAACUAAUGUCUAAAAUGACUUCAUUGACAUUUCAAGUUUCUUUAUAUUGUAAGUUGCUAAUGAAUGCAAUAUAUAGUCAGUGAUGUUUAUCUGGGACAGUAUUACUACAGUAUUGAGAGAAGAUAUUAACAUGAAUGUAUGGUACUGUAUUCCUCACAAUAUCUCAAAUUCAUUCAUUCAUUAUAAUGCACUGACAUUAUCACACUAUUACCACAACUCCUCACCUCUAACACCGUUGUGUUUUUGUAAAUAUUACUAAGAGAGUUUUAAUUUAUCAAACCUCAAUAAACAUGAUUUUACCCAUUAACCAUUCAUUCAACUCACGCUGAAUUUGAUCGUUUUUAAAACAUUUUCCAAUCCAUUUAUUUCAGCAUUGUCAUCUGAGCUUCUUAUUUUCUUAAAAAAAUAUAUUGCACUGUCAAUGUAACAAAAUAAUGACAACAUGUGAACAAAAAAAUAAAUGUUACAACAUCUUA
Molecule: messenger RNA, 3445 nt
Organism: Paramisgurnus dabryanus
Lineage: Eukaryota; Metazoa; Chordata; Actinopteri; Cypriniformes; Cobitidae
Gene: scarb2c
Product: scavenger receptor class B, member 2c
Biological process (GO): protein targeting to lysosome; receptor-mediated endocytosis
Cellular component (GO): lysosome; membrane; cytoplasm
Molecular function (GO): scavenger receptor activity
Source: RefSeq, a predicted model, not a curated record